AUGAGUUCAACUGCUCUGAAGCGCACCUGGUCCUUAACAAAUACAGGCGACCGAGGAAGUUCAUACGAACAAUCCGACCAAUCGAUCUCUCAUUCUGGUGUCCCUCCUUUACCCAAAAUCAACGGAGACACUCUGUUACAGGUUUUGACUCAUAGAUCAUUACGCAGACAGGACGACGCCCUCGAAAAUUUCGACAAUGAACGAUUGGCAGAACUUGGAGCUACAGUUCUGGAUACUGCGAUCACUGUUGCUUUGUUCCAUCGCCGACCAGUCCUAUCGGGUCUUGAAAUGCUGAGGAAGGAUAUUCUCUCUGAGGAAAACUUGGAUGGCUGGGUUUCGAUGUAUGGCCUGAGAGAGAAGGUUAGAAUCGCUCCGCAGCUAAUACCUACUCUAAAGUCACCCGAGGAAACCCGAACACUAUUCUUUGCGUAUGUGGGCGGCAUCUAUAAGGAACAAGGCCUGGAACCCGUUCAACGUUGGAUCGAUGGGCUCACUCAUGAUAACACUCCUGUUCGAUCUUCCACAACGACCGAAGUCAGUGCGCCGCCCCAGGAACUCGUGCACUCCACUGCCAAACCUCCACCGUAUGUCCACCACAGUCCUCCUCAAAAGAAAGUGAAGGCAGAUCCGCCUAUACCUAUCGCUGCUCAGCCCCACCCGUCCUCAUCACUGUUUAUGCCGCCGACUGUAUUUCCUGCUGCACAACCACAAUAUCCUGAUACCACCAAGCCCUUUUCGAAUCCGCUUUCACCUGCCCAGCCUCACCUUGCAUUUCUUCCGCUGUUCAAUCAAACAGCUACGCAAAGACGCGUGUCAGUAGAAUAUCCUGCAGCUUGCAGUGGUCCUUCACACGCGCCGAGGUGGAUUAUUCAAUGCAAAGUGAACGGAAUUCUCAAGGGAACGGGAAUGGGUAAAUCUAAACAGGAGGCAAAGGAAUUUGCUGCAAGGGAGGCUUGGUAUAAGCUCGGGUGGUCUUAGAAACCUUGGGUAUUAUUAUCUUUCGAUAGGUCUAUACAUAUGUAUGUUGUAUGUACUAGGAAAAACGAGCUUUGAAUUCUGCCCGAA
Messenger RNA from Lentinula edodes (shiitake mushroom), 1065 nucleotides. RefSeq lists its product as uncharacterized. The transcript is spliced from 3 exons. The record is from RefSeq and is a predicted model, not a curated record. Gene Ontology annotation, biological process: rRNA processing; regulation of gene expression. Lineage: Eukaryota; Fungi; Basidiomycota; Agaricomycetes; Agaricales; Omphalotaceae. Gene Ontology annotation, cellular component: nucleus. Gene Ontology annotation, molecular function: double-stranded RNA binding; ribonuclease III activity. Bases 1 to 978 code for a protein of 325 amino acids.